CCGCUCCAUGGUGUGUGCACGCUAAUCAACAUCCCACAUCGCAGCUUUUCCUCAUUCCCGUCCCUCGUCUCGUUCUCUCUCUCUCUCUCUCUCUCAAUAAUUCUUCCACAAAAGCUCUCUCUCUCUCUCUCUCUCUCUCUCUGGCGUUGGUUGAGAUUAGGGCAAAUUAGAUAGUUGAAAAGCAUGCAUUUUUUGGUGUGGUAUUGCUGAUUUUUGAAGCGAAGAUCGAACAUAGCGGUGGAUGGAUCCGUUGAUUGAAGCGUGUCUCUGAAUUUGACGUUGGAAGCCUGUAAUGGACUCGAUCUGGACUAAAAAUAGCGUCCCAAGCCCUUGGGAUUUUUCGUUGGUGUUAUACUUCGCUUUUGGCUUCGUCGCCGCCAGGUUCUUCCUUGAUAGAUUCAUCUUUCGCAGGCUGGCCAUUUGGUUGUUGUGCAACGGUGCCAUCCCAUUAAAGAUUAAUGAAGCUACACGGGCAAAGAUGGUAAAAUGCUCAGAGUCUAUGUGGAAGUUGACAUACUAUGCCACUGUUGAAGCAUGUGUUCUAACAAUUACAUACCACGAAUCAUGGUUUAAAGAUACAAAAGGAUACUUUAGAGGCUGGCCAAAUCAAGAGUUGAAGCUUCCGUUAAAGCUUUUCUAUAUGUGCCAGUGUGGGUUCUAUGUCUACAGCAUUGUUGCCCUUCUUACAUGGGAAACUCGGAGGAAAGAUUUUGCUGUGAUGAUGUCUCAUCAUGUGGUCACAGUUAUUUUGAUUGGGUAUUCAUAUAUUGCAAGCUUCUUCCGGAUUGGCUCAAUUAUCCUCGCACUGCAUGAUGCAAGUGAUGUAUUUUUGGAAGCUGCUAAAGUUUUCAAAUAUUCUGAGAAGGAGCUGGGAGCGAGUGUGUUCUUUGGAUUAUUUGCUAUUUCAUGGCUGAUACUAAGGCUGAUAGUCUUCCCAUUUUGGGUUAUAAAUUCAUCAAGCUAUCACAUUUGUGAGUUUUUGAGGUGUUCGGAGGCAUAUCCCAUGUCAAUAUACUAUGUCUUCAACACUAUGUUAUUGACCCUACUUGUGUUCCACAUAUACUGGUGGGUUCUUAUAUGCUCGAUGAUCACGAGGCAGCUGAAAAAUAGGGGGAAAGUUGGAGAAGAUAUACGAUCUGCGAAGAAGAAAGAGGAAGAAAAAUCGAAGAAGUGGAACUCACAAGCGAAGAAAGAGCUUCGUCGACGACUCGUAGUGUUGUAAAAUGAGGUCUCUUCUUCGAAUGAUUUAGGGUUUUCUUCGAUGGAGAGCAAAGUUGAAGAAGAAAGAGCUUCGCCAAAAGAGAAAGAAGAAUCGAAGAGGAACUCACCAGCGAAGAAGAAAGAGGAAGAAAAAUCGAAGAAGAAGAGGAACUCACCAGAAUAUUGAGCUUCGUUGACGAUCAGCAGUGUCAUCUUUGAUGGAAAGCAAAUUCAACAGCUUUGUUCUUUGAAUGGAAGUCGACUUGACUCUUUUGAACCUCUGGUUCUUGGAAUAAUUUAGGGUUUUCUUCAAAUGAUGAUAGUUUUUAUGUUUUUUAUUAUUACUAAACACCCCAUAUUUGUUUAAUUUUUCAAAAUGGGCAAAAAUAUUUGCUGCGGUGCCCCUAAAAAAUUCUGAAAAUUUUGUUUUGACCCUGGCAUACCCAACCGCAUACCAAUGGAGUACCCAAGGCAUACCAGAUAUAUACAGGUCGUAUAAAAUGUACCGGAUAUGUUUUUUCCGUACCCGGUAUGCGUGCAGCCGUACCCGUACCCGGUAAGUACCUGGUACUUGUACGGCAACAUUUUUGGAGUACCCAUGCUUCAUAGAUUGAAUUUACACGAAAAUUCUGUGAAAUACCCUUUCCCCCUGCACUUGUGUUGAUCACAUGAAGGAAAAUGGAACAAGGGGAAAAAACAAGGGAAAUAAAAAUGUAAUUUGUCACCACAAUGAACUUUUUUUUGAUUAGAAAAUAUUACAAAGCUCUUAUCCGUUGAGAUUUCAUUGGCAAAACUUAGUCCUGGCUUUUUAAGGUUUUAUUAUAAUUCAUCAUGUAAACCAAUUGAAUGGAAACUGGCCAAUCAAAACGAUAUCCUAUGGGUCUCUUCUUUUUGUUGCUUGUGUUCAAUUUAAUUGCAUUCUUUUUCAUUUAUCAUCUGUUCAUUUUAAUUGCAUUGUUUUUCAUCUGUGGUCUUUUUUUAUUGUUCUGUUAAA
Camellia sinensis is the source of this 2194-nucleotide messenger RNA. It is a transcript of the gene LOH2, whose product is annotated as LAG1 homolog 2. Gene Ontology annotation, molecular function: sphingosine N-acyltransferase activity. Gene Ontology annotation, biological process: ceramide biosynthetic process. NCBI's taxonomy places the organism in Eukaryota, Viridiplantae, Streptophyta, Magnoliopsida, Ericales, Theaceae. The record is from RefSeq and is a predicted model, not a curated record. Gene Ontology annotation, cellular component: endoplasmic reticulum; membrane.